AUGGACACCAACUCAGACAUCGACUCGAGCUACUUUGCCGAAGCCAUGUUUGGCCCCGACAUCGAGAAGAAGCUAGCAACCAUUCCUGAGAGUGUCUUCUCACCCAAUCACCACCCCCAAGCCGUCGGCCUCCCUCAGGAGGAGAACCCUACCACAGAGCCUCGUCCCAAAAUCAACAUACGAAUGAUGAUCAAUACGCGAGGUGAAGCUGUCAUUGUCAAGAACGGCCCCAGGAAUGCCCAAGAGAAGCUGCAGUGGAUGGGUCUACCAAUGCCCAAAUACCCUCCUCUCGAUGCCUUCUGGCUAUCCAUCCUACCCUUGAAGUCCUUCAAAUAA
Messenger RNA from Cyphellophora europaea CBS 101466, 336 nucleotides. RefSeq lists its product as uncharacterized. Bases 1 to 336 code for a protein of 111 amino acids. The record is from RefSeq and is a predicted model, not a curated record. The transcript is spliced from 2 exons. Lineage: Eukaryota; Fungi; Ascomycota; Eurotiomycetes; Chaetothyriales; Cyphellophoraceae.